This is a messenger RNA of Lineus longissimus, 3540 nucleotides long. Its product is annotated as protein phosphatase 1 regulatory subunit 3A-like. Gene Ontology annotation, biological process: regulation of glycogen biosynthetic process. The record is from RefSeq and is a predicted model, not a curated record. Gene Ontology annotation, molecular function: glycogen binding; protein phosphatase 1 binding. The coding region runs from base 267 to 1559 and encodes 430 amino acids. NCBI's taxonomy places the organism in Eukaryota, Metazoa, Nemertea, Pilidiophora, Heteronemertea, Lineidae. The transcript has 2 exons. Gene Ontology annotation, cellular component: protein phosphatase type 1 complex.
AGGACAAACAUGACAGCUGGCCAGACGGAUAUUAUUCAGGGUUCAAACGAUUUCGGUCAGGGCAUUGGACUAAACUUAGUUAUAUAUCGCAGGGCCCUACUUAGCCUAUAUAUAGGCCUAAACACAGGUCGCCUGAACAUGGCCAUGUCCUCGAGGCCUAAAGCAAGCAGCUUUCUUAUCAAACGUGCCAGGAGACGAUCAGGACGGGAAAUUCUGUAUGGUUCUCCGUCAGCCGACCAUGCUGCUCCCAAGAUCAGGUUCAAGCAAUGGUGGAGGAUGCCCCGCCGCACUGGAUUUACUUACCAAGGAACCUAUCGUACGUUGGAGACCAAGUCUGGGACUACUUCGUGUGUUGUAAGAACAAGCGCGUUCGUGGACAUACGAGAAUGGAGAUUACAAUGGCUUCUCCUGAACUAAAGGCGCCGGAUUUAGCCUCUCCUUCUUCUACGAGUGACGAGGAUUCGCCUCAAACGAACAAUAUCAUGUCUCCAGAUGACUCGGGUCAUGUUGAGGACAUAUUCGGAAACCUGAAACUCGUCAAGGACGAAACGGAUUGUGACCUCUCUUCAUGUCACGGUGUUGCGAAUGGCAAAUCAGACGGCGGAUACGGUAGUGAUGAUCUCAAUUCUUUAACUAGUGCAGAUAGUGAUCAAACUUUGAUGAGUGGUGACGAUAUCACCUUGAUCAUUUCCUCAGAGGACGAAACUGACAUAGAGACUGGUAAACCAGUGAAUUUGGACGACGCAAUUACAGACACUGAAAAAGGUGGCAUGAAAAUCCCAAAACUCCUCACGGGUGCGAACUCGUCAAGGACAACGGCCAUGAUGAAACCAUACUUACUGGAUUUAUUGAACCCCUCUGAGGCUUACGAGGAUGAUGACGAAGACGACGUUGAUGGCGAAUUCGGAGGUCCACCGGAACUUCGUCGGGCAACAUCACUUAAGACAAACAAAACUCCCCCUGGGACCCCAAGGAGGAAAAAAGUGGUACGUUUUGCGGAUGCCUUUGGGUUAGACUUAGAAAAUGUGAGACAUAUUUUGAAUAUGAACUCUCCUCCUAGGAUACCUGCUUCUGCAGUUCGCGAUCUUAAAGCUGGUAUAGAAAAAGAUCGGCAAUCACAAGGUAACAAAUAUUUCCAAUCGCUUUUCUCACAGCCUGGUGCUACAGGAAACUUUGUGCAGAGGGUCCUCGCCCAGAAUGUGUGCUUGGAGAAUGCCAUGAUCAACGGAAUGACAAUCACAGGAACAGUCAGGGUUAAAAACGUGGGAUUCCAUAAGAAAGUCACCAUUCGUUAUACUGUCAAUAGUUGGGCAACCUUUGCGGAUGUUGUUGGCUCUUAUGUGCAAGGUUCUUGUGAUGGUGCCACUGACAGGUUUUCCUUCACAGUGGUUUCUCCAGGUGAACUGGACAUUGGCAAAAAACUCGAGUUUGCUGUCAUGUUUGAAUGCGGUGGGCAGACGUUCUGGGAUAAUAACUAUGGCCAGAACUAUGUUUUUGAGUGUUAUGCUAAGAAUGUACCAACCCUAAGCACGGAUCAUGCUUGGGUUCAUUUUCUGUGAUCGGCUGGAGAGGAAUGACCUUCAAGGUUAGCGGAGUCUUCAAGGGCGCUCAUGUGGACUCAGUUUCGAAGCUCGCUUGGCGUAUCAUUGCUGAUGUACAUCCUCAAAGGUGCUGUUACGUUGGAAUUUAUCGAGAAAUAAUGUGCAUUUGUCUGUUCUGGUGAUAUUUGGAUACGUUUGGUAAUGAUGCUUGGAAAACAUAAUGACAUUGAAACUGAUGGCAGCUAGCAUAGCACAGCUGAUCUCGCGUGGAUCCAUAUCUCGCGUUGCUUCUUCAAGAUAGGUUGUCCCACGCGUCUUCUAUUCUACACACACUCUCUAUCCAUCGUUGAUUUCUCGGGAGUUUAUUCACACUCUUUUAGAAAUCCGUGGUUUUACAGUGGUUGUAUACAAGUAAUGUAAAUACAUAAAAUGUGUAAGUAUGUUGCAAAAUGUAAAUUCUGCCUAGAAAUAUAUGGACUUCGCAUGUAAAAAAGCAAGUAUAUAUAAAUUAUAUUUAUUGUGAUAGCCUUUCAAAGAGCAAUAGUCAUAGUGAACGAUUUGAGUGUAAAAGUGUACAUAAGAAGGGAAGCCAGUGUGUGUAUGUCAGUGUGUGAGUUUAGAGUCUGUGAUCAUAAUGAGUAGACCUUUAUCUACUUACUGUUAAAUAUUUUGUUAUCAUUUAAAUGGAAGAAACACAGAAUGCAGACAUCGUUUUCAACAUUCAGUAAAUGUGUUGUAAAAUAUAAAGCACUGUUAUUCAAUAAUGAUUGAUAUUAUGAUAAUCAUUAUGAACUAGUCUAACUAGAACUUAGUUAUAUUUCUCCGCCGAUGGCUACUUAGUACUUGUACUUAGUGCAUACAGUAUAACACAUUUAUCAAUAACUCAGUUGGUACAGCCCCUCAAAGAGUAGAUUGUUACCAAAUAAGGUAAAGUGGUACAAUUAUAGCGCCUACAGUAGUGAAAGAGUUGGUAGUACACACCGAUGCACACCGAGGCUAUUAUUGAACCACCCUCACAGUGGCUGUUCAACAAAAAGGUUAUUCGUACUGUACUUACUUUUACUUCUUCACCUUUAUUUUGUAAAUGAGUUUUUUUGACCGUCGUUGAAACAUGCGAUGUAUAACAAUACAUAAUCUGUACAGAAACCAUGCAUAUGGAAAGUAGAAUAUACUAUUGGUUGGUACAAAACAAAAAUGUGUUGAAGUGGUAGCCUAUAUAAAACGGUAAAGCAGACACAACCGUCAAAAGUGGUAUAUACCGCAGUGAAACUAUCGAUGAAAAUAACUAUUUCGAACACGUCAGAAACAGCUGCAUUUGAGAAAAGAAUGAUGAUGAUAUGUUGAUGGCGUCCCUCGGGUAUGGUCAAGCAAUUCAGUUUGUUGGAAAGUUAAUAUGUUGCUUGUUGUCCUCUUGGCACCUCCAGAAAGUAUGCGUUGACGUCCGAAAACUUUUGGAUUAUACGGAUCUUUUCUUUGACUUGGGAAACAGUUGGUUUUACUGCUCUAAAAAGAGAUGGAACUAUUAUUGUGUUGUUUCGUAAAACGGAACGCUGUGCCAUAGUUAUUAUAACGUGUGAUAUAAAUAUCCAAUGAGAAAAAAAGAUGUAUUUAAAGAUAGAAUCUAGUUCGCCAUUGAGUAUUAUACUUGUGUAGUCAUUUUGUGGCAUUCUACGAAACGCGAAUGCGAACGCCUGUCCCGUGGUUAGAAAUAAUGAUCAGGGGUUCGGCGUUCGCGUUGGUGUUUCGGGGGCUUUGCGAAAACUCCUUAAUAUUUGGGCAAGACAGUUCGUGGACAUGGUAAACGCGUUGUGUUUCUGUAGAAGUUGUUGAUCCCCCCCCCCCCCCCUCCGAAUGUUCCUGCAGGUUUCGGUGUGAGGCGAACUCGAAGUCUAGUGCUCAUGGUGAAUAGUGCUACAGCAAAUUGUUUAUUGAGAGUUUAGGUCCGUUUAAAUUUGGGUGGAUGUAGAGAAAAUAAAUAUGAUUGGUGAAUAUUUUGUAA